CUGUCCUCACCUCCUCCCCCUUGGAUUAUUUCCCUUGCUCUUGUCCGUGAUUUGGAAUUCUUCCUCAAACCAUUGUCCUUCUGACCCCGAUCAUUCAUCUCUCACAUUUAUUAUCUUCCAUCUUUGAAUCAUGGCCGCCCGUCGGUCUAUUGUCCGUUCCAUCCCCGCUCUCCGCGCCGCAUCUCCCCGCACGGCCGUGGCCACCUCCAGAUCUGUAGCUGCAGCUUCGGCCUCGCGGCGCCUUUCUACUGUUAUAAUGCCCUCGUCGUCCUCGACAUCUUCUCCUGCAACAUCUAAGCUCUCCUCAUCUUCACCUGCCACCAUGUCAGCAACACGUCGACUCCACGCCACCGCCCAGCAGUUCACCCCCGCAACUACCUCCGCGGCUACUACCGCCACCGAGUACCCGACGGACCAUAGCCCCAUCGCCAACCCCAUCGACACCGCUAAUUUCCUGGACAACCAGUUUGUUGCUUCCAAGGCUACCACCUGGAUCGACCUGCACGAUCCUGCCACCAACAACCUCGUUACUCGCGUGCCGCAAAGCACCGAUGAGGAACUCCGUGCCGCCGUCGAGUCGGCCGAGAAGGCCUUCCCAGCCUGGCGCGCUACCAGCGUUAUUGCCAAGCAGCAGAUCAUGUUCAAGUUCGUGAGCUUGAUUCGUGCCAACUGGGACCGACUUGCUGCAUCCAUCACCCUCGAGCAGGGCAAGACCUUUGCCGAUGCCAAGGGUGAUGUUCUCCGCGGCCUUCAAGUCGCCGAAACAGCAUGUGGUAUUACCACCCAGCUCACGGGCGAGGUGCUCGAAGUGGCCAAGGAUAUGGAGACCAGGAGCUACAGAGAGCCCCUGGGUGUGGUUGCUGCCAUUUGUCCUUUCAACUUCCCCGCAAUGAUCCCCCUGUGGUGCAUCCCCAUCGCUACCGUGACGGGCAACUGUCUCAUCCUUAAGCCAUCUGAGCGGGACCCCGGAGCUGCAAUGAUUCUGGCCGAGCUGGCCCGGGAAGCAGGCUUCCCUCCCGGCGUCAUCAACAUUGUCCACGGCUCGGCCAAGACUGUCGACUUCAUCCUCGACGAACCCGCCAUCAAGGCCAUCAGCUUCGUCGGUAGCAACCGCGCCGGAGAGUACAUCUACACCCGCGGCUCUGCCAAUGGCAAGCGUGUCCAGGCCAACCUGGGCGCUAAGAACCAUGCCGCCGUAGUCCCCGACUGCAACAAGAACCAGACCCUCAACGCCCUCGUCGGAGCGGCAUUUGGUGCUGCCGGACAACGCUGCAUGGCCCUCAGCACAGUGGUCAUGGUCGGCGAGACCCAGGAAUGGCUUCCUGAGAUGGCCGAACGGGCCAAGGCACUGCACGUCAACGGAGGCUUCGAAGAAGGCGCCGACCUCGGCCCUGUCAUCAGCCCUGAAAGCAAGAAGCGCAUCGAGGACCUGAUCGCCAGCGCCGAAGAAGAGGGUGCGACCAUCCUCCUCGACGGCAGAGGCUACAAGCCUGAGAAGUACCCCAACGGCAACUUUGUCGGCCCCACCAUCAUCACCAACGUAACCCCCGAAAUGAAGUGCUACAAGGAAGAAAUCUUCGGCCCCGUCCUCGUCUGCCUGUCCGUGCCCACACUAGACGAUGCCAUCGAGCUCAUCAACAAGAACGAGUACGGAAACGGAGCUGCCAUCUUCACCCGCUCCGGAUCUACUGCCUCCCGCUUCCAGAAGGACAUCGAGGCCGGCCAGGUUGGCGUGAAUGUGCCCAUCCCUGUGCCGUUGCCCAUGUUCUCUUUCACCGGUAACAAGAAGAGUAUUGCCGGUGGUGGUGCUAACACUUUCUAUGGUAAGCCCGGGUUGCAGUUCUAUACCCAGCAGAAGACGGUGACUAGUUUGUGGAGGAGUGAGGAUGCUGUUAGCACUAAGGCUCAUACCGUUAUGCCUACUCAUUCGUGAGGGGGUUUGUUUGUCGGUUGGUUGGACUGGGAUUUAUGAUAUUUAGGUUGCAUCGGACAUGAUCGUUUUUUAUUAUAAAAUACCAUUCAGUUUAUGAUUUCGGGUUCCUGGCUGUAUGGCAUCGUUUUAGUCAAUCGCAUACUCCAAUUCGUCUCUGCGUUCAUCUGCUUAUACUAUCCUCGUGUGGAUGUGGUCGAUAUUUUAACCGAAACGUGCUGUCUGCAUGUGAUCUAAUAUGGUCUUCUACGCGUUGUGCUACUAUUCCAGUUUGGAUGAUUUACGAAAUAUAUUGGGAUAUUGAAACAUAAUGAUACUUUAUUGUGUGGGGCAUCUCUAGUCAGAACCAGUGCGGACAGUAUGUCUGCAGUCACAGCUUGCAAUGGAGCC
This is a messenger RNA of Aspergillus neoniger CBS 115656, 2320 nucleotides long. Its product is annotated as CoA-acylating methylmalonate-semialdehyde dehydrogenase. NCBI's taxonomy places the organism in Eukaryota, Fungi, Ascomycota, Eurotiomycetes, Eurotiales, Aspergillaceae. The coding region runs from base 131 to 1933 and encodes 600 amino acids. Gene Ontology annotation, molecular function: methylmalonate-semialdehyde dehydrogenase (acylating, NAD+) activity; malonate-semialdehyde dehydrogenase (acetylating, [NAD(P)+]) activity. Gene Ontology annotation, biological process: thymine catabolic process; L-valine catabolic process. The record is from RefSeq and is a predicted model, not a curated record. Gene Ontology annotation, cellular component: mitochondrion. The transcript has 3 exons.